UAGGUGAUUUUUGAGUUCAGAACUUGAGACAAGACACUUGGUCAAAUUUUUAUGAUCCGUGGUUUACCAACGCGUCGAGGAUUAUGGCAAGAACCUUGCCGCAAAAGCUCGAACUCCUUUUCUUCCUAUAUGCCGGGGGGUACCCAGCUCUGAUUCAGAAGGUACUAGUACUAGAGCAUUCAAGCAAACACAAACAUGGAAUCGCUGCUGUUCCAGAUUUUGACGAAGACAAAGAGAGACUCAUAGCAAAAGUAGCAAAUUCAAACCCAGGGUUCGAUUCCAUCUAUAGAGAAAUGAAAGAAACCAAGACUCUCCGAGGGUCUCCAGGAGAAAUUUGGGAUAGUAGCUGUAGGGCACAGUUCUUCUCCAGUAGAAGUUUGAGAGGAUCAAGAUCGAGGCUUGAUUUCUAUUCUCGCGUCUCGUAGAAAGAUCGCAAAUCCGAGUUCAUGAACUUCAGAAAGAAAUGACGGGGACG
Molecule: messenger RNA, 475 nt
Organism: Lentinula edodes (shiitake mushroom)
Lineage: Eukaryota; Fungi; Basidiomycota; Agaricomycetes; Agaricales; Omphalotaceae
Exons: 5
Coding region: 84-425 (113 amino acids)
Source: RefSeq, a predicted model, not a curated record